UGAUGAUUGAUCAUCAAUAAUAAUACUAUUACUUGAAUUGGUGUUACAGUAAUUGAACCAUUAAUACCGUAACAGUAAUAUUGAAAUCGUUAUUAUUAUUUCAUACUAUAUAACUCGUGCCGUCGUAUGACAUUUGUGAACAUUUUGCUCAUUCAUAUGACAGUGAAUGGUGUGAACGUCUUAAGCACUACAGUAUUGUCACAAAUCAGUCCACAAUAAGCAGCGAAUGAAUGGAGAAACAACUGAAAGACAUCAGCGCCGAGGCGCUCAACAACGACAAGGUCUGUGGCUUUCUGUGCGUCGACAAC
Molecule: messenger RNA, 308 nt
Organism: Oppiella nova
Lineage: Eukaryota; Metazoa; Arthropoda; Arachnida; Sarcoptiformes; Oppiidae
Source: the annotation of a GenBank genome assembly